AUGCGCACUGGGGCAGAGGUUCUUUUCAACAAGACGUGGGCUGAAUACGAACAAGGCUUUGGGAAUUUACAGAAGGACCACUGGCUGGGUCUGAGUAAGGUGUUUGCUCUAACCAAGAAGGGCAGGGGGCGGAGUUCGACUAUGCGGGUCAACCUGUGGGACUUUGAAGGGGGCACUGCCUUUGCUGAGUACCGUGACUUCCGUCUGGGCACGGAGAAGGAGAGCUACAAGCUGAACGUUGGAGCCUACAGGGGCAACGCAGUCAAUACAAUCAAGAGUGAAGUAGAACUGCAGUAUUCUCUCUUCCUCCCUCCCUGUCUCUCCGUAGGUGAUGCCAUCCGUGGGAAAUACACCGGCAUUGACCAGAACGGCUUUGGCUUCAGCACAACCGACAAGGACAACGACGGCUGCUCACCCUGCAUCUUUGGCGACAUCGCCGUGGACAAGUGCAGCUUCUUGGAGGGAGGAGGAGGGUGGUGGUACAGUCGCUGUGGCUCUGCCAGCCUGAACGGUGACUGGCACCCCGCCAGCGAACACAUCGGCUGGAUCUCUGGCCUCCACUGGGCGACCUGGAAAGGACCUGUCCAGUACUCGGCCCAAGCCAGCCGCAUGAUGAUCAAGUCCGUGUGAAAGAAGAUUAUUACAGCAAACUAAUACAAAAACGAAUCAUUAAAAAAAAUCGUAAAUUUAAAUAAAACAAUUAACAAGGCAAGGUUUGACAAACAAAACUAUACUGAAACUAUUAUCUUUAACUUACUAAAAUAACAUAAAAACACUUGACCAGUUAAAAGGUCUAUAAGCACAACAUGGUCACAGUCACCAUGUUUUCAGUGAAGAGAAGUUUUAUUUGUUGCACUGCGACAAAUCUGCAUAUCUAAUGUGAACAGUUUAAAUAGUUUGACAUAACUUAUAGUCUUGAAUGUUGAUAUUGUAUGCGUUUUCAACUAUAAUUAUCUUUAGAAUAUUUGUUUAGCACACACUUGGCCCAUACAUACUUUGCCCAAGUUCAGACACCAUUAUUUUGCCCUGUAAACAUGAUUGAAUUCACACAUUCAAAGCUCUGUGUUUAAAGUGAAAUAAAAAGUUGUACUCAUUGCAUAUUAAAUCAAUCAUUGUUUAUCAUCAUAGAGUAAAUAGGUUGUUGUUCU
Molecule: messenger RNA, 1148 nt
Organism: Oncorhynchus gorbuscha (pink salmon)
Lineage: Eukaryota; Metazoa; Chordata; Actinopteri; Salmoniformes; Salmonidae
Product: angiopoietin-4-like
Exons: 3
Coding region: 1-630 (209 amino acids)
Biological process (GO): angiogenesis; Tie signaling pathway
Molecular function (GO): receptor tyrosine kinase binding
Source: RefSeq, a predicted model, not a curated record